AUGUUUGGGCGUAUCCCGGCCGACCAGCAACUCCAGUCCCAUAAUGAUCCAUCGGGCUCUAACCCGGCGACAUCCCCUGCCGGGUCGAGCAUCAUCGAUCCUUUACCCCCGUUACAACGAAGAGGAUUAAUUGCAGUUUCGUCUCUCGCCUCUAUUUCAUUAGUUACGACCUUUCUACUUCUGCUUUUCCUCACCUAUCGGUUGAUUUUUUGGCGCAGAUACUAUCGACGAUAUUACGGUCACAACCAAUACGUCGUCCUCGUAUACAACCUGGCGCUCGCAGAUUUCUUACAGGCCCUCGGGUUUCUCGUUAGUCUACGCUGGAUUACCACCAACUCCAUUCAUGCAUCCGAUGCAUUAUGCUUUCUUCAGGGCGCUUGGCUUCAGAUUGGGAAUCCUAUGAGUGGGAUGUUUGUGCUUGCCAUUGCCCUAUAUACCUUCCUGCGUAUCACCAUGGGCUAUCAGCUUAGUCACCGGAUGUUUGUGAUUACGGUCGUCAGUUUGUGGGUGUUUGGCGUGGUGAUGGUCAUCAUUCCAAUAGCAGCCGUUGGUCGUUAUGUCUGGUUCCCUGCAGUCGCAUGGUGUUGGAUUACAACUAAGCACCCAGCGUUGCGGCUGUGGACACACUACUUCUGGAUCUUUGCCGCGCAGUUCUUCGCGGUCCUGCUCUAUGCUAUCAUUUUUAUUCGGCUUCAGCGCCGAAUCGCCGAAUGUGUGAGCCUUGGAGGACGCAACACAAACAGUCUUCGCCGCCUAAAGCGGGUCGUUGGCUACAUGGUGAUAUACCCAGUCGUUUUUGUUUCCUUGACAUUACCUCUCGCUGUUGGAAGGAUGGCGUCUGCGAGUGGCCACACUCCCAGCGUUACAUACUUCUGUGUUGCAGGGUCCCUCAUGACGUUGUCCGGUCUGUGCGAUACACUCUUGUAUACCUUGAACAGGUGGGAUUUGGUCCUAAAUGCGGCAACUCCCACUUCAUCCGGACGAUUGUCUGUCACGGAGAGAAAAAAUUCCCUUAUGGGUAACAUGUGGUCUCAGGUCAUACACAAGCUGUGCUCCAAAUCUAGUGGCAGACCGGCUUUGCAACGCAGCUCUACGAACGAAGGCAUCCUAAUCAAUCAGGUUGACCGCCUGGAAGUGAGCCAAGUGCUUGAGGAGACCACAAUUGACAUAACAUACGAGCCAGUGCAUCCAAUGGGCGUUUGA
Penicillium riverlandense is the source of this 1203-nucleotide messenger RNA. RefSeq lists its product as uncharacterized. NCBI's taxonomy places the organism in Eukaryota, Fungi, Ascomycota, Eurotiomycetes, Eurotiales, Aspergillaceae. Gene Ontology annotation, molecular function: G protein-coupled receptor activity. Bases 1 to 1203 code for a protein of 400 amino acids. Gene Ontology annotation, cellular component: plasma membrane. The record is from RefSeq and is a predicted model, not a curated record. Gene Ontology annotation, biological process: cell surface receptor signaling pathway; adenylate cyclase-activating G protein-coupled receptor signaling pathway. The transcript has 3 exons.